Molecule: messenger RNA, 338 nt
Organism: Cylicocyclus nassatus
Lineage: Eukaryota; Metazoa; Nematoda; Chromadorea; Rhabditida; Strongylidae
Source: the annotation of a GenBank genome assembly
AUGCUUGCCUUGAGAUAUUUUGUGAUGUUCAUGCUAGCUACUGCAACGUAUGCCAUGUCACGACAAACCCUCAAUAGAUUAAUGAUCAACUAUAUUCAAUCAAUAACGCGAAAGAGCAACAUUUCAGGACCCUCUAAAAGAUCGUACUGGCCGUCGCAAUAUACACAAAAGGAGCCCCUCACGCACGUACAACACACUAUCGAGUAAGCGGUUGUGCUGCGCUACAACUAACGAUACCGCGACAUUUUUCCAAAACCGAAUGAGCGUGAUCAUUGAUGGAAAAGUCUAUAUUGUUAGAGGCUUUUGAAACGAUUCUUGUAAAUAAAUGAGUAAUAGCA